AUGCAGCCCUCAGAUAUAUUUGUGGGGUCAAUCGAUCAAGGCACCACGAGCACCAGAUUUUUGAUCUUCAACCGUGAGGGUGAGCCAGUAACAUCACAUCAAGUCGAAUUCAGCCAAAUCUACCCGAAUCCGGGAUGGCAUGAACACGACCCAUUCGAGAUCAUAACUUCAGUAGAGACCUGCAUGGAAGAGGCAGUCCACAAGUUCGAAGCGCAAGGUCACACCCGGAGCAGCAUCCAAGGCAUCGGAAUAACCAACCAGCGCGAAACAACCAUAGUCUGGGACCACGAGACUGGCGAGCCUCUGUACAAUGCCAUUGUAUGGACAGAUACACGCUCUCAGGGGAUUGUCGCGGAAUUGAAACAGAAACCAGGGGCAGAGCAGCUCCAAGCACUCUGUGGUCUGCCGUUAUCAACCUACUCGUCGGCUACAAAGCUAAUCUGGAUGUUGAGACAUGUCCCAAGGGUGAAGGAUGCAUUUGACCGCGGUACCUUGGCGUUUGGUACUGUCGAUGCCUGGCUGGUAUACCAUUUGAACGGUGGCGUGGCUGCCAACGUCUUUGUCUCAGAUUCGACAAACGCUUCACGGACCAUGUUUAUGAACCUGGAGACGUUACGGAUUGUGCCCUCGUCUGAUGCGACAGCGUACGGGGCUGUUGCUUCUGGGGCUUUGGCGCGGGUUCCGAUUAUGGGCUGUCUGGGGGAUCAGUCUGCGGCGUUGGUUGGGCAGAAAGGGUUCUCACCUGGAAUGGCGAAGAAUACGUAUGGCACUGGAUGCUUUCUUUUGUACAAUGUUGGUGACAAGCUGGUGUUCUCGAAACACGGGUUGCUAGCUACCGUGGCUUACCACUUUGGUGGAAAGCCUGUAUAUGCGCUUGAGGGCAGCAUUGCUGUCGCUGGAUCUGGGAUCAAAUUUUUACAGAAUAAUUUGAAUUUUUUCCACGAGUCUAAAGAGGUCAAUGACCUUGCAUACUCGGUGGAAGAUAAUGGCGGAUGUGUGUUUGUCACUGCGUUCAGUGGACUUUUCGCACCUUAUUGGAUUGAUGACGCGAAAGGAACCAUCUUUGGUAUCACCCAGUACACCCAAAAGGGCCAUAUCGCACGCGCUACCUUAGAGGCAACUUGCUUCCAGACUAAAGCAAUUCUAGACGCAAUGGAGAAAGACAGCGGCCAUACACUCUCGGAACUGGCUGUAGAUGGGGGUAUGAGUAACUCAGACCUAGCAAUGCAGACUCAAGCAGAUGUGAUAUCCAUCCCCGUCUACCGCCCAAAGAUGCGUGAGACUACAGCUCUCGGUGCAGCCAUUGCAGCCGGCCUUGCUGUUGGACUUUGGCACAACUUUGCCGAGCUGCGAGAUAUCAAUCGUUCCGGCGGUACGGUCUUUGAGUCCCAGGUCCUGCGACAAGAGAGUUCUGCUAAGUUUGCACAAUGGGAAAGGGCUGUGCAAAUGAGUAGAGGCUGGGUGGGAUCUGAGAGAGCCGAGAAAGGAGAAGCCGCUGGCCUGAAAAACGAAACCUACGCACCGAUGAAGAAUCAUGUUCUCCCGCCCAAGGUAGCACGAAUCUCAGAUAGCUCCUUAAUCUCACAUGUGGUUAAGAGAUCUACAUACACUACGGGUGUGAAAGGGAGGGCCCAUAUCUCGGUCAAGGAGAUCGACGUCCCACCUCUACCUGUGCAGACGGCCCUGGGGAGUGUCUUGGGUGAUUUGGAUGAUGCGGACGAAGAGGAUUUGUUUUUGGAGCUACGGAAAGUAGAGAUUUUGCAAAGACUGAAGAAGCUACGGAAGCGACAGUCAAACUGCUACUAA
Penicillium roqueforti is the source of this 1806-nucleotide messenger RNA. Its product is annotated as glycerol kinase. The record is from RefSeq and is a predicted model, not a curated record. Gene Ontology annotation, cellular component: mitochondrion. Gene Ontology annotation, biological process: triglyceride metabolic process; glycerol-3-phosphate biosynthetic process; glycerol metabolic process. The coding region runs from base 1 to 1806 and encodes 601 amino acids. The transcript has 5 exons. Lineage: Eukaryota; Fungi; Ascomycota; Eurotiomycetes; Eurotiales; Aspergillaceae. Gene Ontology annotation, molecular function: glycerol kinase activity.